This is a messenger RNA of Clarias gariepinus (North African catfish), 6701 nucleotides long. RefSeq lists its product as uncharacterized. The transcript is spliced from 33 exons. NCBI's taxonomy places the organism in Eukaryota, Metazoa, Chordata, Actinopteri, Siluriformes, Clariidae. The record is from RefSeq and is a predicted model, not a curated record. Gene Ontology annotation, cellular component: cell surface. Gene Ontology annotation, biological process: cell-matrix adhesion. The coding region runs from base 67 to 6417 and encodes 2116 amino acids.
CUCACUACCACUGCUUCUCCUGCUACAAGAUUCAAAACAACCCCUUCUGUUGGAACAACUGGCAAAAUGCCUGGAACUAACAAUACCAUCCUCACUACCACUGCUUCUCCUGCUACAAGUUUUAAAACCACCCCUUCUGUUGGAACAACUGUCACAAUGCCUGGUACUAACAAUAGCAUUCUGACCACCACUGCUCCUACCGCUACAAGUUUCCAAACCACUCCUUCUGUUGAAACAACUGUCAAAUUGCCUGGAACAACAGUCAAAAUGCCUGAUACUAACAAUACCAUCCUCACUACCACUGCUCCUACCGCUACAAAAUUCAAAACAACCCCUUCUGCUAGAACAACUGGCAAAAUGCCUGGAACUAACAAUACCAUCCUCACUACCACUGCUUCUCCCGCUAAAAGUUUCCAAACCACCCCUUCUGUUGGAACAACUGUCAAAUCGCCUGGAACAACUGGCAAAAUGCCUGGAACUAACAAUACCAUCCUCACUACCACUGCUUCUCCCGCUAAAAGUUUCCAAACCACCCCUUCUGUUGGAACAACUGUCAAAUCGCCUGGAACAACAGUCAAAAUGCCUGAUACUAACAAUACCAUCCUCACUACCACUGCUUCUCCUGCUACAAGAUUCAAAACAACCCCUUCUGUUGGAACAACUGGCAAAAUGCCUGGAACUAACAAUACCAUCCUCACUACCACUGCUUCUCCUGCUACAAGUUUUAAAACCACCUCUUCUGUUGGAACAACUGUCACAAUGCCUGGUACUAACAAUAGCAUUCUGACCACCACUGCUCCUACCACUACAAGUUUCCAAACCACUCCUUCUGUUGAAACAACUGUCAAAACUCCUGGUAUUAACAAUACAAUCCUUACCACCACUGCUUCUCCCGCUAAAAGUUUCCAAACCACCCCUUUUGUUGGAACAACUGUCAAAUUGCCUGGAACAACAGUCAAAAUGCCUGAUACUAACAAUACCAUCCUCACUACCACUGCUUCUCCCGCUACAAAAUUCAAAACAACCCCUUCUGCUGGAACAACUGGCAAAAUGCCUGGAACUAACAAUACCAUCCUCACUACCACUGCUUCUCCUGCUACAAGUUUUAAAACCACCUCUUCUGUUGGAACAACUGUCACAAUGCCUGGUACUAACAAUAGCAUUCUGACCACCACUGCUCCUACCGCUACAAGUUUCAAAACCACUCCUUCUGUUGAAACAACUGUCAAAACUCCUGGUAUUAACAAUACAAUCCUUACCACCACUGCUUCUCCCGCUAAAAGUUUCCAAACCACCCCUUCUGUUGGAACAACUGUCAAAUUGCCUGGAACAACAGUCAAAAUGCCUGAUACUAACAAUACCAUCCUCACUACCACUGCUUCUCCCGCUACAAAAUUCAAAACAACCCCUUCUGCUGGAACAACUGGCAAAAUGCCUGGAACUAACAAUACCAUCCUCACUACCACUGCUUCUCCUGCUACAAGUUUUAAAACCACCUCUUCCGUUGGAACAACUGUCAAAACGCCUGGAACAACAGUCAAAAUGCCUGAUACUAACAAUACCAUCCUCACUACCACUGCUUCUCCCGCUACAAGAUUCAAAACAACCCCUUCUGUUGGAACAACUGUCACAAUGCCUGGUACUAACAAUAGCAUUCUGACCACCACUACUCCUACCACUACAAGUUUAAAAACCACUCCUUCUGUUGAAACAACUGUCAAAACCCCUGGUAUUAACAAUACAAUCCUUACCACCACUGCUUCUCUCGCUAAAAGUUUCCAAACCACCCCUUCUGUUGGAUCAACUGUCAAAACGCCUGGAACAACAGUCAAAAUGCCUGAUACCAACAAUACCAUCCUCAUCACCACUGCUUCUCCUGUUACAAGUUUCAAAACCACCCCUUCUGUUGGAACAACUGUCAAAACACCUGAUACUAAUAAUACCAUCCUCACGCCCACUGCUUCUCCCACGCUCCCACCCGGUUUCACUGUAAACCCAUGCCAAGGUGUAGACAGUCAAGCAGUUAAGACCAUGCUCUCACAUGAAAAUGCCUCUGCCGUACUGUGCAACUUUAGCAUUACUGACUAUGCCUGUUCAUCAGGGGCUGAUCUGUCUGCUGAUGACCUAGCCAAACUACUAACAUGUAAACUGACAGGCAAGAUAAAGUACUCCAAAGAUGUUUGGAAAAUUUUCUUAUACAAUGUUGCUGCACAUUUGGAAGAAGCCCUGAAGCUUUACAUCAUGAACCUCAGCAACAUUCAGUCUGACCCAAAUAUACUUGAUGCCAUCGGGGAGGUGAUAAUCAGUAAUUUCACUACAGAAGAGCUGAUAAAUGUGACUUUCAUCAGCGAGUGGUUCCAGGUCAGGCUAAGACCAUUUUUGUCAUCAGUGUCAACGGAAUUUCUUUCCAGCCUCAGUUUCAAAAACUUUAGCUGCAUUACCUACCAAAUUGUGGUGGAAGCUCUCAGUAGUCAAGAAACUCUCAUGAAUGAGGACCAGAAGCAGUCGGUCUUUACUACAUUGAUCUUUCCCUUUCUGUCAAGAGUUGACCUGCCAGAUCCUGGCUGUGUUUCUGACACUUCUGGCAGCAAUGACUGGCUUGCAAAGAACCUAGGCAAUUUUUCAGCUUAUGCUUUAUGGGAAGAGCUCAACAAUCUAAAUGAAAAUUUCUCUAGUGUGGCAGUAUUAGGCUUGCUGUCCAGUGAGCAGAAGGCACAGUUCAUCUUGCAGCCAGAUUCAGGAGUGUUGGGAAAUGAGUCUGUGUUUAGAGAGGUGUUCAGCAAUAUGGUGGCAUCUUUAGAUCUGAACCAACUUGGCAGCUUCUUCACAGCCUUCAACCAGACUUCAAAACAAAUGAACUCGAGCAUUUCUACAGCAAUUUCCGAAAUCAUCCUUAAUGUGACACUUUUGAAUCUGGCACCAGACUUCCAAAGUUUCAGCCCAGAAGAAUUUGCCCUGUGGUUCCAGACCUACCUUUCCUUCUUCCUUCCUGUGAUUGGUCCAAACACCCUGUCAGUCAUCCCCAUGAACAUCAGCGGUGACUCCUACAGAGAGAUAGUGAUAGGACUUGAUAAUGUGUACAGUCACCUCACCAAUACACAGUCCAACACUGUCUUCAAUCACACACUAGACUAUCUCCAGUACCAGUCGAGUCAAGGCCUGAGAUAUUACAGCAGUGGGAGCUUCUUCAUGUUCCUGAACCAGUUCUUCCGCAGUUUUGGAUUCCCUAACCUGAAGGAUUUCCUGUCUCUGAUCCCAGCUGAUCGACAGGCAGAGAUUUUGGACUCCAUCUCUGUGGAAGAACUCAGUGAGUUCUUGAACAGGCCAGAUGCAGUCACUGAUGGGGCUGAGCUCUGCACGCUCCUCAACAACUACAAUAUGACCAAUCAGUACCUAGAAAGGGAACCCGUUUUGUCCUCAGCUUUGGCCAGCCUCACGUUGGCCUGUGUCUGGCCUCAGGCUCUCAGGGCCUCUUCUCCAGCGGAUGUAGAACAGUGGUUUGAUGUCACACUGGUUAACUACCUUCCCUACCUCACCUUCCAACUCAUCAGCUCCACCCAGCUCAGUGAGGCCUCCUGUCUAUCAUACAGGAAACUGGUGUCUGUCCUUGGAAAAAACUACAACUUUUCUGCGACUAAUUUUGCUCCAGCUGAUGUGUACAGCUCUAUAAGAGCAUAUCUGACCAACAAUGAUGGCAGGCCCCGCUGCUUUAACUCCUCAGAUCCUCUUCUGAACUCCACUGCAUGGUUUGCUGACAACAUUGGAUUCUUCUUCAAGUUCAUCACCCUCACAGAUCUUCAAUCUUAUAUAUCAGAUAGCAAGAUUGGUGUGUUUCUGGAGAAUUCAGAGAACCUUCAGUUGUUUAAUAACUUGGAAAUUGCAACAAGUGUCACAAAAUACUACACAACUCAAUUAUACAUCCAGGAUCCCAACUUCAACCCAAUCAGGUUACCAGGUGGACUUCUCUGUGAUGCUCCUGCCUCUGCAUUUACUUCUCUUGGAGAAACAGACAGUCAGGCCGUUCUGAUAAGAAUCAACAACAAAUGCAAAAAAAUCAAUCCACAGGUCACAGCUACACUUGUGGCAAAGUUUUCUACUUUGUCAGCAACUUCAAUUGAGUUCCUUGGCAACCAAAGUGUUGGCCUGACUGUGGGCCAGAUAAGUUCUGCCCCCUCUGAAGUGAUCAACAGUGCACUGUCUACCUUCAGUACCAUCAGUGGCUGGGACCAGGGCCAAGCAAAUGCCCUCAUCCAGAGCAUCAUUAGUGCAGGAUUUCAUAUUAGCAGUGGUUCCUCUCUAUUGUCUUUGGGCACACUAAUUGGAGGAGUUCCAUCUGCAACCAUCUCCAGCAUCCCAUCUUCUCAGCUUCUGUCUUUAUCACAGAAUCCAACAUUCAUCAAUAACAUUCAGUCAGCACCAACUAUUCUGCAAGAGACAUUCAUUCAAAAGAUAAUUUCUGCAGAUGAAACCAAUGUGAUAAGGAAUGUUCCAGGUUCACUGGCCAUGUAUAUACCAGUUGUUUUACUAUCAUCAUUGAGUUCAGGUGACGUAUUGCUUGUUAACAACCAGAAGUGGAGUCAUGACCAGGCACAGAUCUUGUUUGGAGCAGUGGCCAGUGCCAGUGAUAAUACAGAAGAUCUGUCAACAUCAGUACUGCAAGGGUUCUCUUGCACCUCAGUGCAGACUGUCCCACAGCAAAAAAUCCAAAAUCUUGUAAAGGCCUGUAGACCACGUCCAAACAGACAAAAGGUCUCCCUGAAAGAAUCUCAGCUGACCUGCAUGUACAACACAAUCAAAGAAGACUCUGUGGACUUCAGUGAUGUUCCUUCUGACAUGCUCCUCUACUACAGCUAUGAUAAAGUGGUGCAGGAAAAUUGCAGGUCAUAUUUCACUUCUUUGGGAGCUGCGGAUUUCUCUAUUCCUUCAGCUGUCCUCAACAAGCCUGCCACACUGUUUGCCAAUGCACAAGGCUGUCUGGGUAUCUCUGGUGUGAAGCUAACUAGGGAUCAAGUGGGAAUUCUGGGGAAUAUGACCUGCACCCUGGACUCCUCCUACAUCCAGAACUCUGACCCUCUCAUUUUGGAGAACCUAAAGAACUGUGGAGAUCUAUCUGAAUCUCAGAAAACUGCUGUAAACUUACAGCUCCUCAGUGGAAACACUGUUUAUGGAAACCCUUUAAAGUGGACUAUGCAGACCCUGGAGCAGUUGGGCACCCUGCCUCUCUAUUUCAAUUCAUACAUGUGGGGACUGUUCAGCUCAGAUCUAAAAAUACAAUUUUUACAAUACUUCAUGCCAUUACUGAGAAAUCAAAAGACCCCAGUACAAAAAUUGAAGAAUUUGUUUACGGCAUGCAACUCCCAAAUGUCCAAAGUCAGACGUGCUGCAGGAUGCACCACUGGAAACAUCACAACUGUCACAAUUGCAGAUGAAGCAUUUCCUGUAGGAUAUGACUCCACCCAGUUUGAUUUGUGUUUGGAUAAUAGUGUCCUUCUAGAAAAUCUGGCAGCCAUCACUGAGAAAGUGGUGGACACCAGUUUCCAAACUGUCAUUCUGAACAAAUUAAACCAGAUCUACCCAUCAGGGCUUAAUGACAGUGUGCUACAGCUACUGGGCUCCAGUUCUCGUGUGGCCACUAUUGAUGACAUCAGCAAGUGGAACAUUAACAUGAUUGAUACACUGUCCUCUUUGAUGAACUCAGAUAAUGGAAACUGGACACCCAAUAUGGGUAAUGCGGUGAUUACAAGAUAUCUAAGAAUACCUAAUCAUACUCUGGGAACUUCUGAAAUAAAUACAAUUGGUUCCAACAUCUGUUCUUUGGAUGUCAAUAUCUUGAAAACUAUUACUGCUGACAGUUUGAAGAAUGCAAAUUCCCUGGAUGUGUCCUCAUGUUCCAUUGAAAAGAAACAAGCACUUUAUAUAAUCAGGAAGUCCUCAUUCAACGGGCAGGGCCUCACUUCAGCAUAUUACCAACUCAUAAGGCCUUACCUUGGUGGUGCUCCUAUACAGGAUAUACAAUCUCUUUCUACAAUGAAUGUCAACAUGGACAUCACAACAUUCCUGAAUCUAAACCCGGAUGUCAUCAUGGCCUUAAAUGUGAGCACAGUGCAAGGCCUACUUACAAUGACUAUAGCUGAUCUGAAGCUGUUUGAGAACUCCUCAGUGAUUCAGUCCUGGGUGGCUCAACAGGACCAGUCUGAUUUGGACACCCUGAAGCUUGGCUUAAAGGGGGGUAAAAUCACUGCUGUGACACCUCAAGCAGCAAAUACCACUGUCACCAUCAGCCAGACAAAUGAAACAACUACUCUCAAUACCACACCUCAGACAUCAGGUGCACCUGCAGUUUAUGAUGGAGCAGCGUUCCUCCUUCUGUGUGUAGGAGUUCUAACACACCUUACACAUGUGUUUCACACAACAUAAAAUCAAACUUUAGCUACUAUUGCUAAAUUUUAUAAUUACAUCAUGUACCUUUUGUUUAAGAACUGCCAGUAAAAUGCAUUAAUGCAAUUAUUUUAAAUAUUUUAAUUAAUUAUUAUUUUGAUGUAAUUUUAAUUAUUUUAAUUUUAUUACCAAUAUUUUUGUGAAACUGUUUUUUUUUUUUAUAACUGAUUUUUUAAUUAUGAUGGUCUAUGGUUAAGCAUAUUAGGUCUAUUAUUUUUUAAUUCAAUUAUUAAUGAAUUUUUUGUUUGUUAUAUUGUCUUAUA